AAUUCAGAAUUGAAAAGCCAUUUGGCGCACUAAAUGUGGGAAACAACAACAUAAAUACAGAGAUGUGAACACCAUAGGCUCAAAUGUCGCCACUGGAUUUGCCUUUCUGCUUUCUCUGUAUUUGCUCUUCUGGAGAGAUAAACUAAGGUUGAGCGUGCUCGUAAGUAGGUAGCUAGAUCGCUCGUCUGGUUCGCGAGGAAAAUGGGAAGGUUGUUUCAGAUCUACCUUGCAGGGAGCGUGUAUAGCUGCAAGCACUGCCAUACUCAUCUCGCCGUCCUCGAUGACAUAAUCUCCAAGUCAUUCCUCUGCAGGCAUGGAAAGGCUUAUCUCUUUGAUAAAGUUGUGAAUAUCACAUUAGGCGAGAAAGAGGAUCGAAUGAUGAUGACGGGAGUGCACACUGUUGUUGACAUUUUCUGCGUUGGGUGUGGCUCAAUUGUGGGUUGGAAAUAUGAAGCCGCACAUGAGAAGGGCCAAAAGUACAAAGAAGGAAAAUUCAUCCUUGAAAGGUUUAAGGUGUUGGGUCCUGAUGGAAGCAAUUACUUGAUCACUCAGGAAGCUCAAUUUGUUGGAAGUGAUGCUGAUGAUGCUUGAUUACCGUAUUCAUUUUGGAUCUUGGCAAUAAAUUCCUUAUUUGAACUGCAUAUACCUGGCGUCUUGUGUUCUUGUUAGACCCUGCUAUGCUAUUACAUUUAACCUCUUGGUUUAGGUUAUCCAUUUUUGGAUUGUGGCCUGAAGCAGGCGAGGAACUUCUGAGGAGUUCAUCUUAAUCAUAUCAAUGAUGUUGGGCUUACCCGACAAAGCAGAGGCUGGUCUCAGUCCAUAACAAAUCGGGCCUGUCUACUAAAUGGAUCCGAGUAACCUGAAAAUCAAUGGUUCAAAACCAAAUCCAUAUAUGAAAAAGAAAAAAAAAAGUGUUUUGUAAUGUGAAUUAUAAAGUUUGAACAGUAAAGUCUAAAUCAUUAG
This is a messenger RNA of Rubroshorea leprosula, 963 nucleotides long. Lineage: Eukaryota; Viridiplantae; Streptophyta; Magnoliopsida; Malvales; Dipterocarpaceae. The record is from the annotation of a GenBank genome assembly.